Messenger RNA from Sus scrofa (pig), 2543 nucleotides. NCBI's taxonomy places the organism in Eukaryota, Metazoa, Chordata, Mammalia, Artiodactyla, Suidae. The record is from RefSeq and is a predicted model, not a curated record.
AUGGGAUUUGAAAUGGGAGAAGUGGAGCAAGGUCAGGAUCAGCAUGUGGUGGAUGAAGACACCCUGGAAGAGGACGGGAGCCAGGACGCGGAGCUGCAGGGGCUGACGGAAGACGCCGUCUACACCACCAUGCGCUUCUCCAGGCCCUUCCGCUCCUGCGACCCCCAGGACCAAGACAUCACGAGUGACACAGUGAGGGUGCUGGCUGCCUAUGGCCCUGAUGACACCCUGAAGCUGGAUCGGGAGCGGAUGUUCGUGAAGUCCAUCUUCCUGCUCCAGAUCAUCCACCCCGACGAUCUCGACGCCCCCGAGGACGCCAUCAUCCACGACCUGGAGAUCACGGAUUGUGCCCCUUCCCCUCCUUCUCUGGGAGCCCCACUCCCACCCACUCAGCCUCUGUGGGUCCUGCUCCAGUUCCUCAUUCCAGAGGAUGACACCACCUAUGCCUGCACCUUCCUCCCUCUCCCCAUCGUUAGCAAGAAGCAUCACAUCUACAAGUUUGAGCCCAAACUGGAACCUCACAACGAGACCAUGGUGCACCACAUCCUGGUAUACGCCUGCGGCAACGCCAGCGCCCUCCCCACGGGCAUAAGCGACUGCUACGGGGCCGACCCUGCCUUCUCCCUCUGCUCCCAGGUCAUCGUGGGCUGGGCUGUCGGGGGCACAAGUUACCAGUUUCCGGAUGACGUGGGCAUCUCUAUUGGGACGCCCCUGGACCCCCAGUGGAUCCGACUGGAGAUUCAUUAUAGCAAUUUUCACAAUCUUCCCGGGGUGUACGACUCCUCGGGAAUUCGAGUCUACUACACGGCAAAGCUGCGCAAAUACGACAUGGGUGUCCUGCAGCUGGGCUUCUUCACGUUCCCCAUCCACUUCAUCCCCCCGGGCGCCGAGUCCUUCAUGUCCUACGGGCUGUGUAAGACGGACAAGUUUGAGGAGAUGAAUGGGGCCCCGGUGCUUGACAUCCAGGUGUAUGGCUACCUGCUCCACACCCACUUGGCUGGCCGGGCUCUGCAAGCCGUGCAAUACAGAAAUGGAACACAACUCCAAACAAUCUGUAAAGAUGACUCCUACGAUUUCAAUCUGCAGGAGACUCGAGAUUUACCUUAUCGCAUGGUCAUCAAGCCGGGAGAUGAACUGCUGGUAGAGUGUCACUACCAGACGCUGGACCGAGACUUCUUGACCUUUGGGGGGCCCAGCACCAUUAAUGAGAUGUGCCUCAUCUUCCUCUUCUACUAUCCCCGAAACAACAUCUCCAGCUGCAUGGGCUACCCCGACAUCAUCUAUGUGGCCCAUGAGCUGGGGGAGGAGGCUUCAGAUUCCAUGGAGGGCAUGAUGGCCAUGAACAAUGUGGAGUGGACCCCGGAAAGCAUUAAGAAGGCAGAGAAAGCCUGCAAGGAGGCCCAGCAGACGGUGAUAAUAAAGACCAUUGACGAGCUAGUGGAAAACACCACAGGCUGGAUUCCGGAAAUUGUCCCUACUCCCCGAGGCCCCUGCUUGGAGUCCUCCGGAGGCAAAGUGGAGCCCGAGGACCAAACCCCCGCUGGCUUCAGGGCUGCACCAAUGGCCCUCUCCGUCUCCAGCGCUGCUACUCCAAGUCGCCUCCCCCUGGCUGCCUUCUUACUUGGGCAGGGGACCCUCUCUUGGCUCCUUGCCACCCUGCAGGCUGGAGUCUGACACUGUCCCCUCACGUCAUGUACGCAGGCCCCUUUCUGCUCAAGCCUCCCCCUUUAUUAUCAAACAUAGAAACUCCCCUCCGCUUUGGCCCCCAAAGUCCCCCAUCUGUGCCCCCGCCCCUGACCUCAGUCAGGACCCUGCAGGCCUGGGCGUGGAGCAGAUUCCAUAAAGUCUCUCCCGUGACAAGCGCUACAAUCCAUCCUUUAAAACUUUAGAAGCAUUGGUGGGACCACACGUUUUCUAACCGAAUCUGGAUUCAAGGCUGGAUGAGGCGGUGGAUCUCUGGGCAGUCGGGGGCCCCAGCUCGAACACUGGGGAGGCUUUGUGGGGAGGAGGGGGCUUGAAUGCAGAAGGGGUGCCCUGUAAACCCUCCUCAGCCCAUGUUGGCCCUGGAAGGGCUCCUAUUUCUCUUUCUUCCCCCCUGCCUGCCAUGAGGCAGAGGCAACAAGCCACACCUGUGAUUUGUUGCGAAGGGAGGGGUUCUGUUUACAAGGGACAAAGACACUAAAUUAAAUAGAAUUCAACUCGCUUACUGUUGCCCUUUCUUUGCUAUGAGCCUUUGGUCCAGGAGAGGCAGUGGGAGGUCUCUUGAAUGGCUCAGGAUAAGGCUUCUGGGUUAUAUAGAUAAGAUAAGGACCUGGUUACUCAAAAUGCAACAUCUAAACAGCCCUUGCUGGCCUCAUCUGUGCCUCUACCGCCAGGUGAUCUUCGUUGACUCAAUAAGCAUCACAUUCUCACAUUCGCAGCACUCAGUUCAGGAGUUCCUGUUGUGGCACAGAGGAAAUGAAUCUAGGGGUUCCAUCCCUGACCUCGCUCAGCGGGUUAAGGAUCCAGCAUUACCAUGAGCUCUGGUGUAGGUCGAAGAUGCG